UCGGUGAUCACACAGCCGGGGUCUCAGGGCCAAAACAAUUCAAGCGGCACGCACGCACAGGACGGCAUCCUGUGAUAGAAGCGGUAUCAGCACCUGACACCUCGAAAACAGGAAACGCUUUUUCGGCAGCGACACAGAUGGGUCAGAGCGUUUGAGGGAGGAGCACCGCCAGAACUAUAUAGCAAGUCCGCUUGAGUGCCAGCCUCACUCCGCAGAGAAAGGAGAGUUCGUCAUGUCGUACUAUGAGCAUAUCCUCUUUGACUACGAAUACAAUGACACCAGCUCCGGCUCUGGUUCCGGUGACAUUGGGGUGGAUCUGGAGGAGCCUUGUGAAGUGGAGCAUGGGAUGACCUCUGACUUUCAGCAGAUCUUUCUGCCUGUGGUCUACGGCCUCAUUUUCCUCCUGGGCAUCACUGGAAACGGUCUGGUGGUCUUUGUGCUGGGCUGCCAGCGGAGGUCCAAAUCCAGCCUCACAGACCGGUACCGACUGCACCUCUCAGCUGCCGAUCUCCUCUUUGUUCUGGCGCUUCCGUUCUGGGCGGUGGACGCAGCCCUGGCGGAUUGGAGCUUUGGCGCGGCCACCUGCGUUGGCGUGCACGUAAUCUAUACGGUCAAUUUGUACGGCAGCGUGCUCAUCCUGGCCUUCAUCAGUCUGGACCGCUACCUAGCAGUGGUCCGAGCCACAGACACCAACUCGGGUGGCCUGAGGCAGAUGCUGGCACACAGAUUGGUCUACGUGGGUGCCUGGUUGCCCGCCGGUCUUCUGGCCGUUCCCGACUUGAUAUUUGCCCGAACUCAAGAAGGAGGUGAGGGCAGCACCCUGUGCCAGAGGUUUUACCCGACGGAAAAUGCUCCUCUCUGGGUGGCGGUCUUUCACCUGCAACUGGUCCUAGUGGGCCUAGUGAUCCCAGGUCUGGUGCUUUUGGUGUGUUACUGCGUCAUCGUCACCAGGCUGACCCGAGGCCCUCUCGGGGGCCAAAGGCAGAAGCGGCGAGCGGUGAGGACCACCAUCGCGCUGGUGCUGUGCUUCUUUGUGUGCUGGCUGCCCUACGGAGCGGGCAUCUCUGCGGACGCCAUGCUGCGUUUGGAGGUGCUGCCCCGCAGCUGCAAACUGGAGGCAGUCCUGGGCGUGUGGCUGGCGGUGGCCGAGCCCAUGGCGUUCGCUCAUUGUUGCUUGAACCCGCUGCUCUAUGCCUUUCUGGGGGCAGGCUUCAAGAAUUCCGCCCGCAGAGCUUUGACUCUGAGCCGAGCGUCCAGUUUGAAGGUUUUACCAAGAAGACGCAACGGGGCGUCUACAACCACAGAGUCUGAGUCGUCCAGUUUGCAUUCUAGCUAGUGUUUGCUUUUUUCUGUGUACGUGUAUGUGUGUGUGUGUGUGUGUGUGUGUUUGUGUGUACAGAAAUAGAAAUGAUCUGAGAACUUCAGGAGCAGUCUGCUGGCGGUCUUCUCUCUAUUCUCUUGUAAAUAAUCUCUUUUUGGGGUUCUUUUCGGUGCUGCUGUGCUUUCACUGUAUUGUAAUAGUUUAUAAUAAAUAUGACCA
Molecule: messenger RNA, 1540 nt
Organism: Phycodurus eques (leafy seadragon)
Lineage: Eukaryota; Metazoa; Chordata; Actinopteri; Syngnathiformes; Syngnathidae
Product: C-X-C chemokine receptor type 4-like
Exons: 4
Coding region: 233-1336 (367 amino acids)
Biological process (GO): immune response; G protein-coupled receptor signaling pathway; brain development
Cellular component (GO): membrane
Molecular function (GO): G protein-coupled receptor activity
Source: RefSeq, a predicted model, not a curated record